Penicillium maclennaniae is the source of this 468-nucleotide messenger RNA. RefSeq names its product glycoside hydrolase superfamily. Gene Ontology annotation, biological process: chitin catabolic process; carbohydrate metabolic process. Lineage: Eukaryota; Fungi; Ascomycota; Eurotiomycetes; Eurotiales; Aspergillaceae. The annotation marks the transcript as partial. The transcript has 4 exons. Gene Ontology annotation, molecular function: chitinase activity; chitin binding. The record is from RefSeq and is a predicted model, not a curated record. Gene Ontology annotation, cellular component: extracellular region.
AAUGGUGCUAUUUUCCCCGCCGCUCGGGGUUAUACGACCGGGUAUCGCUCGGUACUAUUCUUACUUAAGCAGAGAAAUCGCAAUCUAAAGGUACUGCUUUCUAUCGGCGGCUGGUCUUAUUCUAAGAAUUUCGGGGCCUCACUCAGUACCGCUACUGGCAGAGCAGCUUUUGUUUCUUCCACCGUGGAUCUUGAUAACGUCGCCGGACACGAUACUAAUAUCUAUCUAUCCAUUAAUAAUUGCCCCAGUACCCCUUUUAAUACAGACAAGGCAAUUUACUACUACAUAACUAGCGGUAUAGAUGCCAAGAAAAUUGUGCUAGGGAUGCCACUAUACGGUAGGUCCUUUUUGGACACUGACGGUCCAGGUAAGAGUUAUAAUAGGGAUUAUAAAGCUCUGCCUCUGAAAGGUUCCAACGUUAACUAUAUAGAGCAAACAAUCUCUAGCUAUAGCUAUGAUCCUACCUAG